Molecule: messenger RNA, 1032 nt
Organism: Mesoplodon densirostris (Blainville's beaked whale)
Lineage: Eukaryota; Metazoa; Chordata; Mammalia; Artiodactyla; Ziphiidae
Product: large ribosomal subunit protein uL13-like
Exons: 3
Biological process (GO): negative regulation of translation; translation
Cellular component (GO): ribosome; cytosolic large ribosomal subunit
Molecular function (GO): structural constituent of ribosome; mRNA binding
Source: RefSeq, a predicted model, not a curated record
AUGGGGGCUGGGGGCUGGAACCUGGGGUCUGCAGAGCAGACCCAGGUAGAGGACUGCUGUUGGCUGCGAAGAGACAGCCUGAGGGAUGGGAGUGAGGAGCUCCGCAACCCAGAAUGUUCGUGGAAGAAACCUGGGCCGCCACAGAUAUGCAGCUCCAUGGCUGAGUGGUGCAUGAAGGGUGGGGCUGCCACUGCAGCCUUUCCCCAUGCACCGGCCCCUGCCUCCACAGGCACUAGGAGGGGCUCCCACUUGGGUGGACUUGCUGCCCUGGUUGCUACCUUGGCCCCGUCCCGCCUGGGCAGGCUCAUGUGCCCCAGGGCAGCCUCAGGAGCAGACGCAGGUAUGGAAAUAAAGAAUUGUUCGCAGGAGGAAGUAACUGAGCAAGACACAGAAACUGCUGCAAAAAGGCGGCUGGUGAAGGUGGCGAAGGGGCAGGUCCUGCUGCUUGAUGGCCGAGGCCAUCUCCUGGGCCACCUGGCGACCAUCGUGGCCGAGCAGGUGCUUCUGGGUCAAAAGGUGGUGGUUGGGCGCUGUGAGGGCAUCAACAUUUCUGGCAAUCUCUACAGAAACAAGUGGAAGUACCUGGCCUUCCUCCGCAAGUGCAUGAACACCAACCCCUCCCGCGGCCCCUACCACUUCUGAGCCCCCAGCCGCAUCUUCGGGCGGACAGUGCGAGGCAUGCUGCCCCACAAGACCAAGCGAGGCCAGCCCGCUCUGGACCGCCUCAAGAUGUUUGAAGGGAUCCCGCCACCCUAUGACAUGAAAAAGCGGCUGGUGGUUCCCGCUGGCCUCAAGGUUGUGCGCCUCAAGCCCACGCGGAAGUUUGCCUACCUAGGGCGCCUGGCUCAUGAGGUUGGCUGGAAGUACCAGGCAGUAACAGCCGCCCUGGGGGAGAAGAGAAAGGAGAAGGCCACGAUCCAUUACCAGAAAAAGAAACAGCUCACGAGGCUACGGAAGCAGGCCGAAAAGAACAGAGAGAAGAAAACUGACAAAUUCACAGAGGUGCUCAAGACCCAUGGAUUCCUAGUCUGA